AUGGUACUACCAAGCUUCAUCUGCACCAAUAGCACCAAGAAUAUGCUUGUUAAAAUUGUUCAUCCCGGAGGUCACGUAGAGCUCCAUGAUAGGCCUGUUCUUGCAGAAGAGGUCAUGCUUCGUAACCCAAGAUGCAUAGUCGCCUAUCCGCAUGUGUUCCGGCAGCCUUGGGCUAUUGUUGCACCAGACACCAUGCUACUGCUUGGUCAGAAGUUCUAUGUCGUUCCUAUAAACACAAUCAGAAAGCUUCAGCGUAGGUCCAACACAAGAUCUCAAUCUCCAAUCAAUGAUGUCCGAGCCAGCAAGACCCCUAACAACGAUGAAAGGGGCAGUGAUAUCUCAUCCAAUUGCUGGUAUUUUAUUAGCAAGAACAUGAAGUCACCGUGUCCUUGCUUACACAGAGACGACGAUGAGAGAGCAAACACCACUGGAACUAACAUCGAUAGUAAAGCCAACACUCUUAAUACAAGUGAAGAAACAAAAUCAUCAGGCAGCAUAGGGUGUUCUGAGUCCAAGGAUUGUACCAGGAAGAGAAGAAAGCAGAUGACAACAGGAUCACCCAACAGAUUUACAUCUCUUGAUCAGUGGCAACCAAAUCUAGACAGCAUUGUCGAAGAACAUCAAAGCAAAUAG
Molecule: messenger RNA, 633 nt
Organism: Populus euphratica (Euphrates poplar)
Lineage: Eukaryota; Viridiplantae; Streptophyta; Magnoliopsida; Malpighiales; Salicaceae
Exons: 1
Coding region: 1-633 (210 amino acids)
Source: RefSeq, a predicted model, not a curated record